GCGCAGCCUGUCGACCCGCCGGGGCUCCCCGAGCACGCUUACUGUCGGCCCGCCUCGCGGGGCGCCGGCCACAUCCGGGGCUCGGGGGCCCGCGCGGUUGCCAUGGCAGCGGGGUCGCGGCGGGCGCGCGGGCAGGCCCCGAGGCUGGCGGUCGGCGGAGCCCCAGAACCGGACGGCCGUACUCGCAGCGCCUAGGGGCGAUCGGGCAGCGCCGCCGCCAUGUCCCUGAGCACCGGGGAGCCGGCCUCGGAGAUGGGAGAUGACAGCCUGUCUGCAAUAACCUUCGACUCUGACUCAGAGACGAAAGCGAAAAGGAAAAGUUUCCACAGACCUCCCCCUACAUCACCGAAGUCACCUUAUCACUCUAAGCCACGAAAAGUGGCCUCCUGGAGGUCCCUGAGGACAGCCGGCAGCGCGCCUCUCGGGAGCCAAAUGUCCUUAACCCCCCAGAAGCUGUGGCUGGGAAGCUCAAAGCAAGGUUAUGUUCCUGGGACCCCUGUCUACAGAGAGAUGGAGGGCAUGUAUGACGAGAUCAUUGAGCUGAAGAAGUCAUUACACGUGCACAAAAGCAACAUGGAUCUGAUGAGAACAAAGCUUCGGCGCUUAGAAGAGGAAAACAGCAGAAAGGACCGGCAGAUAGAGCAGCUUUUGGAUCCUUCCCGAGGCCCGGAUUUUGUUCGGACUCUGGCAGAGAAAAGGCCUGAUACUGGCUGGGUGAUCAGUGGGCUGAAGCAGAGGAUUCUCAAGCUGGAGCAGCAGUGCAAGGAGAAGAACCACACCAUCGACAAACUGCAGACUGAUAUGAAGACCACUAACUUGGAGGAGAUGAGGAUCGCCAUGGAGACGUAUUACGAGGAGAUUCAUCGUCUCCAGACGCUCCUGGCAAGUUCUGAAACGACAGGAAAGAAGCCUCCAGUGGAGAAGAACGUCGGCCUUAAAAGGCAGAAAAGAAUGAGCAGCGCCCUCCUGAGCUUGUCCCGGAGCGUCCAGGAGCUCACGGAGGAGAACCAGAGCCUGAAGGAGGACCUGGACCGCGUGCUGAGCGACUCCCCCACUGUCUCCAAGAUAAAGGGCUCGGUGGAGUGGAGCAAGCCCCGGCUGCUUCGGCGGAUCGCAGAGCUGGAAAAAAAAAUAAGUCUGAUGGAAAGCCCCAAAUCACACGCUUCAGAGGUGGUCCUGUCUACCCCGCCGGCUCACUCGGUGUCCAGCUCCACGGUGCACCGGCAGCCGCGCCCCGACCGCCAGGAGGAGAGCGAGCGACUGCGGGGGGUUGUGAAGAGCCUGAAGGGCGAGCGGAAUGCCCUGCACACCCGGCUGCAGGAGCGAGAUCUGGAGGUGAAGCAGCUACUGCAGACAAAGGCUGACUUGGAGAAGGAGCUGGAAAACAUGAAGGAGGGUGAGAAGGAGGGAAGAGAAAGAGAGGAGGCUUUGAGGGAGGAAAUUCAAGCACUUACCAGGAAGUUUCAAGAACUGGAAGAAAGUAAGAAAGGAGGGGAGGAGGACCCCGAGGAGACGAGCCCGGAGACCCGGGAAGCGCCCCGACCCCCCGGUCCCUCCCAGACGGACUCGGAGCUGGACACGAGCGAGGGGGGCUCCUCCCGGCCCCGCUCCGGCUGCUCCGAGGGGAGAAGAGACGCUGCCGCCCGGCUCCUGCAGCGCCGGUGGAAGGGGCACCAGCACUGGAAAAAACAGGCCGUUCUGGACGAGGCUGCCGUGCUGCAGGCGGCUUUCCGGGCGCAUCCGGCACGGGCGAGGCCAUCGUCUAGUGGAGUGUGCAGCCCGGACCCCCCUGCCAUGCCAAGCCCUCCCACCCAGGACUCGCCCGAGCCCCGCGUCCCGAGCCCCGUCGUCCAGGCCGAGGGGGACCCGUGGCAAGAGGAGGCCAUCACCAUCAUCCAGUCUGCUUUCCGGGCACACCUGGCACGGGCCAGGCACAGGACACCAUGGCAUGACCCGUGUUCAGGAAGACGUGGGUGUCGUCAGAAGCCUUGCUGCAGCAACACAUUCUUGUCAGUGGCGCCGUGCCUGCCGGAUCCGCCGGGGCUUGGUCAGGACUGUCCCGGCUGCAACGGCUCAGAACCCUUGCUGCUGGUCCACGAGCUGCCCCUGCAGCGUUUCCCGACAGACCUGCUUGGGCCCCACACAGUGCACCCUCCUCUCCGCCCUUCCCUGCAGCCUCUCCUGGGCAGGAAGACAGCGAGGGGAGCAGCGGGGAGACCGCGGAGGCUCCGGCUCCUGGGGACGGAGCGCCGAGGCCAUGGGGGCCAGGGGCACCGGCAGCCCCGCUGCCCUGCUCUGCGGAGCCCCCUCCCUCGGGGCCGCAGCGCGCCGCGACUCCGCCCGCGGAGGACGUGAACUCCGAUGACUCCGACGAGAUCGUCUUAGCUCCGCCUGUGCCCACGAAGAAAAUCGCCUCCCCGCCCUAGGCCCCUGCGGUCGCCCGGCACGUGGCGAUGCCCCGUCCGGGCGAGGUUAGGUUCAGAGGACAGAAGCACUCAGACCGGAAAGGAACUUAUCUUGUGGGGAGGAGAACAGCACCUACUGACACCUCACCUCCGUCCCCGGUUUUUCUCUUUCGUUUUGCCCGUUUGUUUGUUUGUUGAGGGAACCCCGAAUGCCUCUAUUUUAUCUCUGGGAAGGGGUCGCCUACGUUCUGCAGCCCCGGCUGCAGGCCCGCGUCCCCCCUACCCCCGGUGGUCUUCAUGCCGGACAGACACACCUGCCCGGGCUGCGGGGCAGCAGGGGGCCCGGCCGAGACACGUCCUCUCGGGGCACCUCCGGCCACCUGCGGCCGUGCAGGCGAGGGCUGCUUCAUCGGCGCUGACGCCACUCGGCCACCAGCUCCAGGACAGGCAGCGCGCCUCGGGAGAGCUGAUGCGAGAACUCUCGCUCUCAGCCCGAACGGAGGGCCCUGCGCACCAGGGAGAGCUUAGUCCCGGGCCACCCCUCCGCCUCCGCGUCGCCAGCGGGACCCCCGGCGCCCCGACGGCGCGGCAGCCCUUCCCGUGUUGCACCUCAGGGGCUCCGGCUCAGACUUGUCCUUCUUUCAGAAACUCCUGGGCCCUCCUCACAGCGGUCAGAGGCUCCCGGCUCCAGCACGGGCGAGGCGUGUGGCCAGGAGGAGCUGUGUUGCCCUGUCCCGUGAGAGAGGCGGAGGGAUCUCCCAGCCCCGGCCACCCGGAGUCAGGCGGGGGACCCGCCAGCCCCUUUCACCGCUUAGGUGCCGGUCAUACGGGGGGUUGAAAAAAGUUCAGCCAGGGGGCCAGGCUUGUGUCAUGUUUUCUUUACUCGGCCUGUGAGUUUCCAAGUCCGUUUUUUCUUCUGUUUCCCCCGCUGGACUGAUGGCUAACUCGGGUGAACUCACUGCUGACCUUUGCCUUGUUUCAUCCACUGGGUCCGUUCCUCCUCUGGGUGCCGGCUCAGCUAAAGGCCUGGAGGAGCCAGUCCACCAGUCAGGCACCCAGAGGGUGAUGAAGGCGAUGCCCGCGGCCUGCAGGUCCCCAGGGGGUCAUUCUCCCCCCCCCACCCCAUUCAAAAACGGGCAUUUCUGCAUUACUCCUUGCUUUCAGGAGCCCAGGGCUCUGGGGACCUAUGACGGAUGGGCCACUGUCGGGACGUCCUCGCCUGGUCCUGGAGGAAAAGGCCGUGUGUGCAGCGGGUUGGCCGUCGGCAGAGCUGGGAUGGGCAAGGUCAGCCCCGGGACCUGAGUUUUCCAAGAAAAUGCUCCUGAGAAUUGCAGAUACGUACAUUCGUCUGCCUGUGCUCCUUGGGCCCAGUGAUGUUGAUCUAGUAAAAGUAAGCAGCCUUGAAGACACCUCAGUAAAUGACUUAACUCAAGGCUGUGACCCUCUGACGCCGUGUGGAUCUGUUCCCUGGAGAAUGCCAGGUGCCCAGCGUGCUUGCGGGGCCCACGGCUCGGGGCUGGGGUUCUGGGGCUGCCGGAGCAGCACAGUGCGGGGCGGGACAGGGGCCUGGGGCCUACAGGGCCUGCCUUCUGUUUGCCUGCCUCUCUGCUGCCCCUCUGGACGGGCCCGGCCGCCCUGCAGACAGACCAGAACCCUCGUCCCAGCAAAAAGACCGAUGGCAUUAGGAAAAGGACGGCCACCUAGCUCAGAGCAACCAGCGUGAGAGCUGCAGAGCUUUGCUUCGUUUUUAAGUAAUAAAUACCCUGUGCGGAAAGCCCCGUUCACCUUCAAGAGCUGAAUAGAAUUUAAAUUCCACGAGAAGCCGUCUAAGCCAACUCAAACCCCUGCUGUGGUUUUGGAAGCAAUGUUUGCUCUCGUGUGGCUCAGAAAUUCUGAGCACUGGAGAGUGGACACUCAGACCUGCCCGGGGCCGGCCGGCAGCUGCUCCAGGUGAGGACCUCCCCGAGCUCCCAAGGGCCUGUUAGCAGCUGAUCACGCCGGGUACACAUCCUUUGAAGCGAGAGAACCCACAUCUGGGAGUUGAAAUGUGAAGCCACCAGGUGGCUGCAGGAGCAAGUGGUGGACUCGCUGGUCUUUGACCUCUGUAUUUAGGAACACUCUGACCUACGCGUAAUUUGUACGCAAGUCUCUCGGAAGGCAUAAGCUUUGCCCUCUGUGCUACUCAUCGUUGGCCUUUGUAAAUAAAAGCUGUUUUGCAGGGUC
Molecule: messenger RNA, 4628 nt
Organism: Aethalodelphis obliquidens (Pacific white-sided dolphin)
Lineage: Eukaryota; Metazoa; Chordata; Mammalia; Artiodactyla; Delphinidae
Gene: IQCE
Product: IQ motif containing E
Exons: 23
Coding region: 220-2355 (711 amino acids)
Molecular function (GO): protein binding
Source: RefSeq, a predicted model, not a curated record